Phragmites australis (common reed) is the source of this 799-nucleotide messenger RNA. RefSeq lists its product as uncharacterized. The record is from RefSeq and is a predicted model, not a curated record. NCBI's taxonomy places the organism in Eukaryota, Viridiplantae, Streptophyta, Magnoliopsida, Poales, Poaceae. The coding region runs from base 195 to 653 and encodes 152 amino acids. Gene Ontology annotation, molecular function: zinc ion binding. The transcript is spliced from 3 exons.
AUUUGCUUAUUUGCCACCCAAUUGGCAUGCCUCUCUCAAACUACCACUAAUUCGCCAGUACAUGGUCUAGUUGAACCUGCUCGCACCCUUUCUCAGCGCCUCUGGUCUUCUUCUUCCUCCUCUCUCAGCGCCUCCCUUCUCUGCUCGCAAGACCGCCGCCGCUCCUUAUCGGAACCAGCCGAGGUAGCCGAGCCAUGUCGCAGUCAGCUUGCAGCGUGCGCAGCCGUCGCUCGUUGCCGGAGGUUCCGACCGGAUUGCCGCUGAUACGGUGCCCGACAUGCAAGUUGGCGACGAUGAUAGAGCUCACUACAAAGAACACACCGAACCGGGGGAGGAAAUUCUUCAAGUGCCCACGCAACCAGCCAUAUAUCCCAAAUGGUUGCAAUUUUUAUGCUUGGUUGGAGGAGUACGAACAAGUGGUAGCAAAUGGUGGGAUGCUUGUGGAUUCAGCCUGGAGACCCAAUGCCAUUCCUGACCGCACUGAAUCAACGGUAGAGAAAUUGGAAGAAGCAUCAAUGAAGAAGGAGGCGGAGAAGAAGGAAGAUGUAGCAUCAGUGAAGGAGAUUGCAAGAUGGGGAAAGGCAAUACUGGUGUUGGGUCUGCUCAAUUCGACGCUCAUGGUGUUUUUGCUGGUUGUUGUCUUGGUCAAGUAGAGUAUGACAAGUCACUUUGGUGGUUCUGGAUCAAAUAGAGUUGUUGUCUUGGUCAAGUAGAGUAGCACAAGUCUUUGAGGUAGUGUCCUUGCUCUGUAGUAGUCCACAGCUACUUGGUCCUGUGUAAAAGCUUGAAGCUACUUGGU